Molecule: messenger RNA, 1888 nt
Organism: Coffea eugenioides
Lineage: Eukaryota; Viridiplantae; Streptophyta; Magnoliopsida; Gentianales; Rubiaceae
Product: xylulose 5-phosphate/phosphate translocator, chloroplastic
Exons: 1
Coding region: 212-1471 (419 amino acids)
Cellular component (GO): Golgi apparatus
Molecular function (GO): triose-phosphate transmembrane transporter activity; antiporter activity; phosphoglycerate transmembrane transporter activity
Source: RefSeq, a predicted model, not a curated record
GACUAAAGUACAAAAAUGCCAACACAUGAAUUAUCAAACUUCAAAGAGGUUGGUGUACAAUACGUAAAGUAUUAUAGGGAAACAUGUACCACUCUAUUUGUCUUGCUAAUAGGAAAAGGUUUGGAACUUUAUUGAUUUGGGGUUUCUAAAACUGCUGCAUAAACAGCUCUUUUUGCUUUUACUGCCAAAUUCGUUCAAUCUUUAUAGCAAAAUGCUCAGCCUGAAUCUUCUUCCAUCCUCAAAUGUCACUUUCUUGAAAGCCAGCAGUAGAUUUCCCAUUAAUGAUUCACUUUUGAAUCAAAAUCUGGUGAACAAAAGACGCCAAAGUCGUACUAAUCUGUUGUGUCCUUCUCUUCUAUUGAACAAAAUCUCUGAUUUCAGUCAAAUCCAUGGCAACCCAUGUCGGAUUCCCUGUUCAAGGUUUGAUUUUUCCAAGUUAUCCGGACACCCUUUUGGGAUUUCUUCAAAGCCCACAUCUCAGAUUGUGAAAUCGGCCUCUGGAAUCCCGCAAGAAGAGAGCCCAGAUGGGGAAAUUGAAGUGGCUAAAGACAACAGCAAGAAUUUGCAACUAGCCAUCAUCUUUGGUCUCUGGUAUAUUCAGAACAUUGUGUUUAAUAUCUACAACAAAAAGGUGCUCAAUGUUUUUUCAUUUCCAUGGCUUCUUGCCUCUUUUCAGCUCCUUUGUGGCUCUAUUUGGAUGUUGAUUCUUUGGGCUAUAAGGCCUAAUACGUGCCCAAAAAUAUCAAAGUCUUUCAUUGUUGCACUUCUUGGACCUGCACUGUUUCACACAAUAGGUCACAUUUCGGCAUGUGUUUCAUUCUCCAAGGUGGCUGUUUCAUUCACACAUGUUAUCAAAUCUGCUGAACCUGUCUUUUCCGUGGUGUUUUCAUCGUUUCUUGGCGAUACAUAUCCUCUUACAGUUUGGCUGUCGAUACUGCCUAUUGUUUUUGGUUGCUCUCUGGCUGCUAUCACUGAAGUUUCCUUCAAUUUUGGUGGCUUAUGGGGUGCUAUGAUAAGCAAUGUCGGGUUUGUUCUACGAAACAUUUACUCAAAGAGGAGUUUACAGAAUUUUAAGGAAGUGAAUGGGUUGAAUUUAUACGGUUGGAUUAGUAUAAUAUCGUUUUUUUAUCUAUUCCCUGUUGCCUGUUUUGUUGAAGGUUCUCAGUGGGUGGCAGGGUAUCAUAAAGCCCUUGAAGCGGUUGGAAAUUCAUCAAAGUUCUACCUAUGGGUUAUCUUGUCUGGAGUGUUUUACCAUCUUUAUAAUCAAUCAUCUUACCAAGCACUUGAUGAUAUUAGUCCACUUACAUUCUCAGUGGGGAAUACAAUGAAGAGAGUGGUGGUGAUUAUUGCUACAGUCUUGGUUUUCAGAAAUCCAGUCAGGCCUCUGAAUGCGCUGGGCUCUGCUAUUGCAAUAUUUGGGACUUUCUUGUACUCUCAAGCAACUGCUAAGAAGCCUAAGAAAGAAGCAUAAUGAGAAGGGAGAAAAAAGGAGAACUACUCAAAGAUGGUGUUUUUAAAAGUUUUUUUUUUCAUUUCUGAAUUGUUUAAUUAGAACAUUUUAGCUUCUGGUUUUCUUAGUUUAAAGCAAAAUUUUGUUAGUGUUAGAAGCCGUUGGAUAAUUAUUUCUAUCCAUUGGGGGAUGGGGACUUGGGUGAGGAGGUGACUGUUGUUGUGAUCAUGAUGCAUCCCUAGGUGUUGGUAUGUUGUGUGUUUUCUAGGAACAUCUCAGCAGGUAACUUCUACCGACAGUGGAAACUGUCUGUUAUCAUUGCUCUUUGGAUUCCUCUCUUCCUUGUUGAAUUAGUUUUGCCUUUGGGUUUAUGCUAUCUGGGGUAAAUUUUUUAUGACAAGCAAGGGAAGACUUUAUAUCUCUAGCUGUUUGCUAUCA